This is a messenger RNA of Diaporthe batatas, 909 nucleotides long. RefSeq lists its product as uncharacterized. Lineage: Eukaryota; Fungi; Ascomycota; Sordariomycetes; Diaporthales; Diaporthaceae. The coding region runs from base 1 to 909 and encodes 302 amino acids. The transcript has 2 exons. The record is from RefSeq and is a predicted model, not a curated record.
AUGUCGCCAAAUGAUCUGAACGUCAUUGAAGAGCACAUCGUUCCGGUGUUCUCAAGUCUCAACGUGCUCUGCUCUCUGGCCGCCAGAAUGAUGCCGCCUAUAUACCUUCUCACGGCUACAGAAGACUCUCCUCACCAGGACCUUACAGAUUCUAGACGACGGCUCGUUGAGAUUUCGGAUAUCUGCAUUCGGUUCAUGAACGAUGCCAUCUCCAAAGCAGCUAUUUUCGAAACAGAUAUGGAAGAUUUCGUUGAACAGUUCAAACUUCAAACAAGGCUGGAUGCAUGGUACGGCCAGCUGAACAGGCUUGUUGAAAAACUGGAGACUUGCGGCAAGCCGGUUCAACAAGACGCGCUCAACCUACUUCUCGUGCAUUACAAAGUCAUCUACAUUUGGAUACGAGUCUGCACUAUAGCUGGCGAGACAGCCACAGACUGUUACCACAAGGACUUUGAAGAGCUUGUGAAUUAUGCCGAGCAAUUCGCCAAGCCCGACACGGAAAGGCCAGCACCACAACCUCUGUCGUUUGAGAUACAGAUCCUCGGGCCUCUUCAUUAUGCCGCGCUUAAGUGCCGUCAUCCCACAAUACGAAGACGUGCGCUGCAAUUGCUGAAAUUUGCGCCUCGGAGGGAAGGUCUUUGGAAUGGACAUUACGCGUACGUGACGGCCAAGCGCGUGAUCGAGCUGGAAGAAAUGCAGCUCGACGAACGUGGUUUGCCAGCCGAGACUUCGAGAGUCGAUGAAUCACGGAUCUACAACCCGAAUGAGACGCCUUUUGACUCUCGGAAUGUUGAUUUCACUGUAGUGCCCAGUCCGGCUUGCCCAGGCACGAUCGAGUUCGUGUUCCAGACGAAGCCAUUGGGCUUGCUGGGAGAGUGGCAGACAAGUACAGAGUAUUUGAAGCUAUGA